UUAACCUGGGAACCGAACCGGAUCCGAACCGAUCUGACCUGAGUGGAUGUGAUUACUGAAUUUUAAUCAUGGCUGAGAAGCGCCGGUCUCCGUGUACCAUGAGCCUGAAGGCGCACGCGUUCUCGGUGGAAGCGCUGAUCGGUGCGGAGAAGCGCAGGAAGCUGGAUGAGGAGGAGGAGGAGGAGGAGGACACCGAGAGCUGUUUCGGGGAGUUCAACGAAGUCGCGAGUCUGACCGGGAGCGCCGGAGCUCGGAGCUGCGACACCGACUGCGAUGCUUCCCCUGAGUGUGAUGAUGUGCUCUCUGAGAGCCCUCGCCCUUCGUCCCGCACUUCCCAGCUUCUGGCCUCACCAGCACCCACAGGUACCAGAGCACCAGAGGAGACACGCGUGGAUCUGCAGGGCUCAGACUUAUGGAAACGCUUCCAUGACAUCGGGACUGAAAUGAUCAUCACCAAAGCAGGCAGGAGAAUGUUUCCAGCCAUGCGAGUGAAAAUUACAGGACUGGACCCUCAUCAGCAGUACUACAUCGCAAUGGACAUCAUAGCUGUUGAUAACAAGCGCUACAGGUAUGUCUACCACAGCUCCAAAUGGAUGGUGGCUGGAAAUGCCGAUUCGCCUGUUCCACCUCGUGUGUACAUCCAUCCAGACUCUCCUGCUUCCGGUGAGACGUGGAUGCGACAGGUCAUCAGCUUCGACAAGCUCAAACUGACCAAUAACGAGCUGGAUGACCAAGGCCAUAUCAUCCUGCACUCCAUGCACAAGUACCAGCCCCGGGUCCACGUCAUCCGUAAGGAGUGUGGUGAUGAGCUCUCCCCGGUUAAAGCCGUUCCAACCGGGGAUGGAGUGAAGGCCUUUUCCUUCCCUGAAACGGUCUUCACUACAGUCACGGCUUACCAGAACCAGCAGAUCACAAGACUGAAAAUCGACAGGAACCCGUUCGCCAAAGGAUUCAGAGACUCGGGCCGAAACAGGAUGGGACUGGAGGCGCUGGUGGAAUCGUACGCCUUCUGGAGGCCCUCGCUAAGAACUCUGACAUUUGAGGACAUACCAGGAAUGACCAAACCAGGUGUAGCAGGGUCCCAUGGCGUGGUCGGAUCUACUGCACACUCACACCUACUCUCCUCAUCGUCCUGCACCUCUCCAGCGUUUCACCUGGCCUCUGGGGCGGGGCCUAUUUGCGACUACUCCGCCUGCAGCCGAACCAGCCACCCUCUUCAUCGGUUCGCCCCACCCCUGACCGCAGACUCUUUCAACCGAUUGGCCGGCUCAGCAGCCGACGCGUUCGGCUCGACCAGAAACCCCGCUUAUGUGGCCGGGGCAGAUUCUGAGGCAUUCUCCUGCAUCCCUGGUAUGCCGAGUCACGCCCCUCAGCUCCAGUAUUUUAUGCAUAGCCCUGGCCACAAUGCCUUUUCCACCAAUCAAAGCCCACAGAGCUCGUAUAACGGCUUUCGUCUGCACAGUCCGUACGGCCUCUACGGAUACAACUUCUCCACCUCACCGAGAUUGGCUACAAGUCCUGAAAAGAUGGCGGCCACUCAAAGCUCGGUUCUUGGUUCCUCACCCAGCGGUACCUUGACAGACAGGCAGGUGCUGUCGCCUGCGGACAGUCUGCACAUGCUCAGUAGCGGUCAGCAAUCGCUGUUCGACUCGCGGACUUUGGGGCUGACGAGUUCUGCAUCGCAGGUCACGGCACACAUGGCCUGAUUUGUGAACUUUGACCCUAGACAGGUGGACAAAGUGUAGUGGCCUCUAAAGGGUCUUUUUUGGACACGUGGACAAUAUGAAGAGUCUUGAUGAAGAUAAAAAAGUUGGAUGUUUU
This is a messenger RNA of Trichomycterus rosablanca, 1821 nucleotides long. It is a transcript of the gene tbx18, whose product is annotated as T-box transcription factor 18. Gene Ontology annotation, molecular function: DNA-binding transcription factor activity, RNA polymerase II-specific; RNA polymerase II cis-regulatory region sequence-specific DNA binding. Bases 69 to 1706 code for a protein of 545 amino acids. Gene Ontology annotation, cellular component: nucleus. The transcript has 8 exons. Lineage: Eukaryota; Metazoa; Chordata; Actinopteri; Siluriformes; Trichomycteridae. Gene Ontology annotation, biological process: cell fate specification; somitogenesis; morphogenesis of embryonic epithelium. The record is from RefSeq and is a predicted model, not a curated record.